CCACCAUUCGUCAUUGACAAUCACAUGACAGUUUGUAGUUUCGAGGUGUGAUCUGUUUCAGCCAAAAAAUUCGAAAAUGCCAGUGUGCGGCCCGAAAUUGUCCCUCUGCGGCUUAAUUUUAAGCGUUUGGGGAAUUAUCCAACUGGCCUUAAUGGGCAUUUUUUAUUACGUACAUGCCGUGGCCCUCGCCGAAGAUCUGCCCGAGGCACGCCACCCCCACGACCCUGACAGCCUCAAAGACUUUUAUACGGACAUAGACAGAGGAUACACGCAGAACGCUUUCAACUGCUGGAUCGCCGCUCUUUUGUACGUUGUCACAUUGGCGCUUUCGGCGCACCAGUUCUGGGCCAACAACAGAUCAUCCUUGAGCGUUUAAAAUCCAAUUUUAAUGUUCAGUAUUGUUACUCGUAUAUCAAUUUUAGUGUACAUAUGUGUAAGAAAGAUUUUGUUUAGUUGUACUUUCCCAUCAGUUUAGAGUUGUUAUGAUUGUUUUAUGGUUUUCUACUUCUAAGUGGUGUUACAUGUGGCAUAGUCUCAAUAUGCUGUGAACCUAGAGUAAUUAAACGAAAAUAAAUACAUAAAUUAACACAUUA
This is a messenger RNA of Zophobas morio, 593 nucleotides long. Its product is annotated as ribonuclease kappa. The coding region runs from base 77 to 376 and encodes 99 amino acids. Gene Ontology annotation, molecular function: RNA endonuclease activity. NCBI's taxonomy places the organism in Eukaryota, Metazoa, Arthropoda, Insecta, Coleoptera, Tenebrionidae. The record is from RefSeq and is a predicted model, not a curated record. Gene Ontology annotation, biological process: nucleic acid metabolic process. The transcript is spliced from 3 exons.